Molecule: messenger RNA, 1694 nt
Organism: Drosophila bipectinata
Lineage: Eukaryota; Metazoa; Arthropoda; Insecta; Diptera; Drosophilidae
Gene: ninaD
Product: neither inactivation nor afterpotential D
Cellular component (GO): membrane; cytoplasm
Molecular function (GO): scavenger receptor activity
Source: RefSeq, a predicted model, not a curated record
UCUUUGUUUCGCCGUCGAUAUGUGCUGUAAGUGCUGCGGAGUGACCCAGCAAAAGGUCUGGGUCUUCGGAUCGGGUACGAUAUUCGCAGUAUCGGGUAUCCUGCUAAUAGCAUGCUGGCCAGGCUUCAUCGACACCCAGAUUAUGAAGGCCCUACCACUGACCCCAACCUCGAAGACGUUUGAAAAAUGGGAGGAGCUGCCGAUCCCCGUUUACGUUUACAUGUACCUCUGGAACUGGACGAAUGCCGCUGAUGUCCAGGCUUACGGAGUGAAACCCAGUUUUGAGCAACUCGGACCUUAUGUCUACAGAGAAGAGAGGAAGAAAAUGGACCUGGAGUGGCACGACAACGGCACAGUGACCUUCAACCCGAGACGAACUUGGUUCUGGGAGGAAGAGCUCUCCGGGGGCAAGCAAUCGGACCUAAUAACUGCCCCUCAUUUGCCAUCGCUGGCUGCAUCCAAUCAAAUGCGAAACUCCAACGCUUUCAUAAAGUUCAUGUUCAACCAGGCGCUGAAUAACAAUGGAGGCAACCUCUUUGUAACUCACACGGCAGUGGAGUGGUUAUUCGACAGCUUCUACGACGAGUUCCUCCACUACGCCAUGACUCUGAACAAUCCGCUGGCGCCGGCAAUCGAGUCGGAUCACUUCGCGUGGUUCCUGAAUCGCAACGGCUCCAAGGACUUCGAGGGGCCCUUCACAGUGCACACCGGUGUGGGUGACAUCAAGGAAAUGGGCGAGAUCAAAUUUUGGAAGGGUCAGAACCACACGGGCUGGUACGAAGGCGAGUGCGGCCGUCUAAACGGGAGCACCACCGACCUCUUCGUUCCCGAUGAGCCCAAGGAGAAGGCCCUGACCAUCUUCAUUCCGGACACAUGCAGAAUUAUAAAUCUUGAGUUCACGGGGGAGAGUGAAACUAUUCAGGGAAUCGAGGGCUGGAAAUAUGAGAUAACUCCGAGUACCUUCGACAACGGCCAGGUGAAUGCGAACAUGCGGUGCUGGUGUCCGGUGGAGAAGCAGCUGAAUAACGAGUGUCCUGCCAGCGGAGCCACUGAUCUAGGACCGUGUGCCGAGGGAGUUCCCAUGUACCUGUCGGCGGAUCACUUCAUGUACGCAGAUGAAAGCUACGGAAACACCAUCAACGGCUACCAACCCGACAACUACGAGAAGAACAACUUCUACAUGAUAAUGGAGCGUAAAAUGGGGGUGCCCUUGAAGGUGAACGCCAAUGUCAUGAUCACCUUAUACAUAGAGCCGGACGAUACCAUCGACAUUUUGAAGGGGCUGCCCAGCUUUUAUGCCCCACUUUUCACCACAGCAAGUCGAGCGGAAAUUGACGAGGAAUUGGCAAAAGAAUUAAAGCUGGCCCUUAACUUACCUGCCAUUGGCCGUUACACGGGAGUUGGGUUCCUCUGUUUGGGCUGUAUCCUUAUAGCCAUUGGUACCUUGUUGACCAUUAAGCGGAAGUGGUAUGGCCAGGCUGAUGCGGACAGACAAGCUCUCAAGGAGAACGAAGAGACCCCUAACGUCACAGAUUCGCCCUCCAACGAUGUUAAUAUAUAAUUUUAGAAAAAUCUUUGCCAUGAACACAGAUUUGUGAUUUGCAGAAAUCAUACUGUGAUAAAAAUUGUUUUUAAUUUUAAAUUAUUAUUUAAGGUUUUUUUUUGAAGAUGAAAUAUAAUAAAACAAGAAAUGA